Molecule: messenger RNA, 1489 nt
Organism: Dinoponera quadriceps
Lineage: Eukaryota; Metazoa; Arthropoda; Insecta; Hymenoptera; Formicidae
Product: probable ribosome production factor 1
Exons: 3
Coding region: 434-1468 (344 amino acids)
Biological process (GO): maturation of LSU-rRNA; maturation of 5.8S rRNA
Cellular component (GO): nucleolus; preribosome, large subunit precursor
Molecular function (GO): rRNA primary transcript binding
Source: RefSeq, a predicted model, not a curated record
GACUUGAAAAUAAAUUUAAGCUCUCGUAAAGUUCAACUUAUAAUCUUACGGUUGAGUCGUACUAUUUAAGUAAAAUAAAAUGAUGAAUUUGCAGGACGUCGAGCCAUAAUUGUUAAAAUAAGAAUCUUUCGACCCGUCGUUGAGUCGUAAUACUCAAAAUUAAAAUCCGUCUGACCUAUCGUUGAGUCGCACUACGACCCGCUCUUCAUUGAAGAUGGUGGUGGCUCGUAGCGGAGAAUUGUGAACUAUAUUUUAGAAUACGAUAACCGUCUGAUGCAAAGACUCAGAGAUAGAUGCACCAGAGACCUGGAGAUGGCGUGAUUAUCCAUGUUCACUUGUAUUGGAGAAGAUAAACACGUGGGAUAUUAGGCGAGCUUGAAAGGUGUGAGGAACGAUCUCUAACGUUUGUAGUUUUAAUAAAAAGUAUAGAAUAAUGAAGGUGAAAAAUUUACGAAAGAAUCCCUUCGGUCGACCCAAGGAGAAUAGGGACGAGACAAAUGAAGAGGUCGAGGACUCAGGAGCCGGUACUUCGACGGGUAAAAAGUCGGAGGUUACACUGCCUUCGGACAGUAACUUCAACCAUAUCAAGUGCAAAGCUGUGAGGCAACAGAAAUGCCAGAAAUUAAUGAAAGAAAAAGCGAAAGCGAAGAAGGAGGCGAAGAAGGCGCGGAUACAGGCAGGCGGCCCGAAACAAGUACCGCACACUAUCGAGAGUCUGCGAGAGAAGGAUGAGACUAUGAUCGUGGGUGAUUUGGAGGAUGAGGCCAACCUGGAGCUCAAAGUCGAGUGUCAGAACGAUGAAUUCGCGGCAUACUACCGGCAGGACUACGAGCCUAAAGUCCUUAUCACUUAUGCCGAUAACCCGAACAGAAAAACGAGGAUAUUCGGCAGGGAACUCACGAGGAUAAUACCCAACUCGAUUUCUCUGUACAGAAAUCGUUCUGGCGUCAAGAAAAUUGUAAGGAGCGCUAUCCCCAGGAAUUUCACGGACGUAAUAAUAGUCAACGAGGAUCAGUGCAAGCCGAAUGGGAUGUUGGUGAUACAUCUGCCAGAUGGUCCUACCGCACACUUCAAGCUUAGUAAUGUUAAGAUCACAACAGAACUGAAGCGCAGUCACAAAGAGAUCACGGAACACAGGCCGGAAGUUAUUCUAAAUAACUUCACCACGCGUUUAGGCUUCACUAUCGGCAGAAUGCUUGGAGCAUUGUUUCAUUAUCAACCAGAAUUCAAAGGGCGAAGAGCCGUGACAUUCCACAAUCAAAGAGACUAUAUAUUUUUCAGGCAUCACAGGUACGAGUUCAAUCUUAAAACGGGAAAGCCAAGAUUGCGUGAAUUGGGCCCACGAUUCACGCUCAAGUUAAGAUCGCUGCAACAUGGAACGUUUGACAGCAAAUACGGCGAUUAUGAGUGGAUCAUACAAGGCCGCAGGCACGAUAUGGAGACUAGCAGAAGAAAGUUCUUCUUAUGAUUUCUCGAUGUACUGGGAUUA